Manduca sexta (tobacco hornworm) is the source of this 923-nucleotide messenger RNA. Its product is annotated as 18S rRNA aminocarboxypropyltransferase. NCBI's taxonomy places the organism in Eukaryota, Metazoa, Arthropoda, Insecta, Lepidoptera, Sphingidae. Gene Ontology annotation, biological process: maturation of SSU-rRNA. The record is from RefSeq and is a predicted model, not a curated record. The transcript has a single exon. Gene Ontology annotation, molecular function: rRNA small subunit aminocarboxypropyltransferase activity. Bases 139 to 864 code for a protein of 241 amino acids.
CAAAUGACAUAAUAUGUCAAAUCAAUAAAAACAAAUCAAUGUCAUCUUGGUUGAAACUUAAAAAAAUACAAUACAACAAAUUGGAAUCGAAUUUAAACAUCUGAUAUUAAAUUAAAAUAACUUAAAUUUGCAGACCUAAUGGCACCAGGCAAAAAAGGCAAUGUCCAUGGGAAACGUUCUAAUCAUCACGUGCAAAGAGAUUAUGCAGAAAGACUGAGUGAACUUAGCGUACAAUCUUCAGAAGAAAGCGAUGAAAGUGGUUCAGAUGACGAGGGUACUGAAGCAUCUUUCCCGGUUAGCAUGUGGGACUUGAACCACUGCGACCCUAAGAAAUGUUCAGGACGAAAGUUACUGCGGCAUAACCUCAUAAAAAACUUAAAACUUGGCCAACGGUUUCAAGGACUUGUUUUAUCUCCAGUUGGCACUCAGUGCGUUAGUCCAAGCGACAAAGAUAUAAUAGUGAAAUUUGGCCUAGCUGUGAUUGACUGUUCCUGGGCUAAAAUUGAUGAAACACCAUUUGGGAGAAUGAAAUCACCACAUCCCAGGCUUUUGCCAUUUUUAGUAGCUGCAAAUCCUAUAAACUAUGGUAAACCAUACCAACUUAGUUGUGUAGAAGCACUGGCAGCAGCUAUGUUCAUCACAGGACACAAAAAUGAGGCAAGGUUCUAUUUGUCAAAAUUUUCAUGGGGACACUCAUUCUUAGAACUUAAUUCUGAAGCAUUAGAUUUGUAUGCAGCAUGUACUGACAGUAAGAGUGUUUUAGAAGCACAAGCCAAGUUUUUAGAGUCUGCUCAAUCAGAAAAAGAUGACAGACCAAUGUGGCCACCAAGCGAGUCGGAGUCAGAAUCUGAAAAUAGUUCAUAGCAAUUGGCUAUGUCUAAAUGAUUUGUAAUUAAAGAAUAAUAUAUUUAAGCCUGUAAAAA